AUUUUCAACGAGACCCAGAGAAAAUCUGAGGGGAAGACAUCAUUUCUCUCUGUGUCUUUGGAGCUAAGCACACGAAGACAACGAUACGGAGAGAAUUUCAAAAGGAUUCUAUUUAUAUAAAAUAGUCCACUUAAACUAGCCAUGGCCGAUACAGCUGUUGAUACAACCGCCACCACAGAGGUUACAGCCAAGGAGCUGAAGGAGAAGAAAGAAGUAGAAGCGGAGGAGGAGAAGACGAACGAAAGCGGGGACGCACCUGCCAAUGGCACAAAUGGUGCUGAGCACAGUGACAAAAAAGAAGAAACUACAGAGGAGGAGCAAAAGAAUGGAGAUGAAAAAGAGGAGGCGGCGCCCCCUGCUGAGGAGACUGAUGCACAGCCUGUGAAGCGCACAGCUGAAGAGGAGGAGGACAAAACUGAGACAAAGAAGCAGAAGACAGAGGAGAAUGGAGAUUCAAAAGAGGCAGAUGUGGAGGCUUAAGUCUUUACCCUGCUACUUGUUUGCGGCACUGUCCUACCAGCCUGGUCAACAACAUUUUGUAGAGCUUGUGCUUUCUAUGUUUUUCGAAAGAGAUUUUCCUUUUGGUUGCUCCCAUGUUUUCACAUUGCACUGGAGUCUUUUGAAAUGUAGUGGCCCUGCAUACUUCUUUUUUAUGAAAUGUUAUUUAUUGGUCUUGAAAUGAACUUUUUUUUCCUACUUGUUCAAGUUGGGCCACGCCAUAAGAUCAGUUUUUUCAUUUCCUGACGUUUCACAUCAGUAUAUGUUAGAAGCACAAUCUCUGUGGAAGUGUUGACCAGGUGUUUCAUACAUACAGGCAGCUGCUCACCCUCAAGGCUCAUUUUUGACCUCUCAGAUACAU
This is a messenger RNA of Cyprinodon variegatus (sheepshead minnow), 859 nucleotides long. Its product is annotated as prothymosin alpha-like. Gene Ontology annotation, molecular function: histone binding. NCBI's taxonomy places the organism in Eukaryota, Metazoa, Chordata, Actinopteri, Cyprinodontiformes, Cyprinodontidae. Gene Ontology annotation, biological process: positive regulation of transcription by RNA polymerase II; negative regulation of apoptotic process. The record is from RefSeq and is a predicted model, not a curated record. Bases 142 to 480 code for a protein of 112 amino acids. The transcript is spliced from 5 exons. Gene Ontology annotation, cellular component: nucleus.